Molecule: messenger RNA, 6743 nt
Organism: Nothobranchius furzeri (turquoise killifish)
Lineage: Eukaryota; Metazoa; Chordata; Actinopteri; Cyprinodontiformes; Nothobranchiidae
Gene: alox5a
Product: arachidonate 5-lipoxygenase a
Biological process (GO): linoleic acid metabolic process; hepoxilin biosynthetic process; lipid oxidation
Cellular component (GO): nuclear envelope
Molecular function (GO): arachidonate 5-lipoxygenase activity; iron ion binding; protein binding
Source: RefSeq, a predicted model, not a curated record
AUGCAUUAGAAUGACUAUGAAUAUAAAUAUGGAUUUUAGUAGGAAGCAGAAGUUUUAUAUUAGAUUAUGAAACAUCCAAAUGGAGCUAGCAUUAAGCUGUAGCCUCCCGUCACAGUUCACAUCAAAUAUCCAUCAGAGACGGAUUGUUUCCCUUCUUCUGCUUCUCCUUUAUCCUCAUUUGAAUAAUUACAGGUCAGCCAAAGUACAUGUUAGUGCCAAAACAUAAACACGCUUAAAAGUUCUUUUAAAAAAGUAGCUUUAUAUCCCACAGGAGCUGCGGUUUUUAGGAAAAUUAGAGUUUAAAAGGUUUUGGUCAAACUGAAAAUAUUUCUUUUAAUCUUUGUAGUAAAACAUGAAGAAAACGCACACAGACUGGUGCAUUUAUGGCUGUUAGAGGAAAUGGAUAAGUGGGAGUUUGAAGCCAAACUGAAAUAGUUGAUUAAACAUGUAAUUAAUAAAAUAAAAAUAAUACAGCAAUGAGCAAUCAUUACAAAAAUAAUUAAAACAAUAUUUAGUUUAUUUACUGAAUAUUCUGGAGGCGUUUGAUUUGAUUGGCAGCUACAGUUUAAGGAACAGAAUAAAGAUUUGAACAUCUUUACGAUUAUCCAUCUGCAGUCAUUUUGGAUGUUAAAAACUUUACUGAUUUCUGUGGGAAUUACGAUAUUUGACUGUUAUUUAUCAGUGCUGCAAGUGUACUCCUAAUAUCUACCCUGCUCCUGCUGCUAAAAUGCAGACGUUUAUGUACACAUAGAUCCUUUCUUUGUCGGGUUUUGUUAGAUGUAUCUUUUCAGUUUUAUCUUCGGUGUCUGAAUGAAAUUUCAUUCUCCAAUUGGGGUAUCUAUGCUUUUUCGUACUUGCAAAAUAAAUUAGAAAAAGACAUUGUUCUUCAGAUGAGUUCAGUUUAGUCUAAAUGUGAAGCGGCCUUGUCCUCUUUGGGUUACAUUAAAGUUAAAGCUCUAUGGAGAAAAACCACUGAAGGGCUCUCUGAUGCAUCUGCAUGAAUUUGACUGGAACAGGAAUACACUGCCUGCUGUUGUUUGACGCCACACACAAAUUUGACUGGUAAAUGCAGCGUGUUGGUGUUUCUGCAGCCGCCGCUCGCUUCAUUUCCACCACCUGACUCAUCUCCAUCUGUUAUUUCUUGUCUGUUUGGACGAGAUGAAAAAAAUCAAUUAAAAAAAUAAUGUGACAUUGAUUUAAUUUAACUGAAACAUCCUGGCUCUUUGGUUAGCCCUGCUUUUCCUUUGGUACCACUUACAGGGUGCGGCUCACUUCCUCUUGGCCUCUGAAAGGCUCUUUUGUUACUUUUCCCCUCUGAUGCUACAUAUUUAUGUAUCGACCUGUCUGACGACACAGACGGGACUCAGUCUAAAGGUGGAGAUGGUGACAUCAGCUGCAGGUCACAGUUAGUGAUGUUCCUCCCCUGACCUGAUUACACACCACUUUGGUGUUGGUGCAAGACAAAGAGAGAAGUGAGACGCUUCAGGUGGGAGUAAAAAGACGAUUUUUGUUUUUUCCUUGCCACAAAUCUUUAUAGAAGACUUUUUGGGUUCCUCUCAUCUCUUUGUGGCCACCAUGCCAAAUUACACGGUGACCAUUGCCACGGGGAACCAGUGGUUCGCAGGGACUGAUGACUACGUCUACAUCACGCUGGUGGGCUCGGAGAAAUGCAGCGAGAGAACGCUGCUCGACAAGCCUCUGUACAACGACUUUGAGAGGGGGGCGGUGGACUCCUACGACGUGAGAGUUGGCGAGGACCUGGGCGACAUCGUGUUGGUGAAGAUCGAGAAGAAGAAAUACUGGAUGCAGGACGACUGGUACUGCAGGUACGUCACAGUCAAGACCCCAGAUGGAGACUACGUGGAGUUCCCCUGCUUCCGCUGGCUGGUGGAUGACAAGGAAGUGGUGCUGCGGGAUGGACGAGCUUUUCUGCCUCAGGAUGAUAAAACCAGCCUGGUGAAGCAGCACAGACAGAAAGAGUUAGACACCAGGAGAAAAACCAUCAGGUGGAAGGAGUGGCAGCCGGGCAUUCCCAUGAGCAUCGACUCAAACAAACACAGAGACCUGCCCAGAGACAUCCAGUUUGACAGCGAGAAAGGAGUCGAUUUCAUCCUCAACUACAGUAAGGCAAUAGAGAACCUGUGUGUGAACCGGUUCAUGCACAUGUUCCAGUCUUCGUGGAGUGACUUUGGAGAUUUUGAGAAAAUCUUUGUGAGAAUCAAAAACACAAUCUCAGAGUAUGUGAUGCAACACUGGAAGGAAGAUUUCAUGUUUGGGUAUCAGUUUCUGAAUGGCUGCAACCCGGUGUUGAUCAGGAAGUGCACCAAACUCCCUGACACGUUCCCUGUCACUCAUGAGAUGGUUUCCGUCAGUCUGGAGAGGGAAAUGACCCUGGAGCAGGAAAUGGAGGCAGGUAACCUCUACAUCGUGGACUUUGAGAUCUUGGAGGGCAUCAGUGCAAACUGUACAGACCCGCAGACGGUUCAGUACCUGGCGGCUCCUAUCUGUCUGCUCUACAAGGGCGUGCAAAACAAGAUCCUGCCCAUAGCCAUACAGCUUGGCCAGAAUCCAGAUAAAAACCCAAUUUUCCUCCCCACUGAUGGUCAAUAUGACUGGCUGCUGGCUAAGAUCUGGGUCCGGUCAGCUGACUUUCAGUACCACCAGAACGUCACACACCUACUCAGGACACAUCUGAUAACAGAGGUGUUUGCCAUCGCCAUGUUUAGACAGCUUCCUGCCGUUCACCCCGUGUUUAAGCUACUCAUUCCACACAUUCGUUUCACCAUCGCCAUCAACACCAAGGCCAGAGAGCAGCUCAUCUGUGAGCAUGGGAUCUUUGACAAGGCCAAUGCAACAGGUGGAGGUGGUCAUGUCCAGCUGAUCCAGAAGGCCACAAAGGAUCUGACCUUCAGGUCUCUCUGCUUCCCUGAUGCGAUCAAGAGUCGCGGCGUAGACAGCGAGGAGGACCUGCCCACCUAUUUCUACAGAGAUGAUGGCUACAAGGUGUGGGACGCCACCAAAAGCUUUGUGUCUGAUGUGGUGAGUAUUUACUACAACAGCGAUGAAAGGGUGAGGGAAGACGAGGAGAUCCAGGCCUUUGUUAAAGACGCCUGCAGCUUCGGCAUGCAGGAUUUUGAUCAUUGUGAGUUUCCCAAGUCCCUGAAAUCACUUGACGAGCUGAUCGAGUACUUGACCGUUGUUAUUUUCACGGCUUCUGCCCAGCAUGCAGCGGUGAACUUUGGGCAGUAUGACUGGUGUUCCUGGAUUCCCAAUGCUCCAUCCACCAUGAGGAAGCCCCCCCCACAGGAGAAGGGCCUGGCAAACGUGAACACAAUCAUCGAGACGCUGCCGGAUCGUGGUCGUUCCAGCUGGCACCUGGGGGCCGUUUGGGCCCUCAGCCAGUACCAGGAGAAUGAGCUCUACCUGGGCAUGUACCCUGACGAACACUUCAUCGAGAAGCCGGUGAAGGCGGCCAUGGAGAAGUUCAGGAAGAAGCUGUCAGAGAUAACCGGCUUCAUCAAGGGCAGGAACGAGGGAAAGAAGCUGCCAUACUACAACAUGUCCCCUGACAAAAUCCCCAACAGUGUUGCUGUUUGAGGAAUGAAACUCUUCAUGUUUAAAAAAAAUAAACCACUUCAAAGUGAUUCAGAUACUUGGAUCUGCUGAAAACAUUUUCCUUUGUUUUCCUCAUCACCAUUCGCUUGUUUCACUAGCCGAGUCUGAUCAGAGGCAGGAUGGGUUUUGUUUCUGCUAUGAAAGAGAUUGAAGAUGAAAUUACAAUUUGCUUGCAUAAUAAGCUAAAGCUGAGCAUUUUUAAUAUAAAACAUCUAACUGCAGGCCUCAUGAGGCUUUGAAAGCACAAUUAAACGUUAGUACAAAUUCUGACUGAAAAAUAAACUGAAUUACUUGCAUAAAAGCCUGGACUUUUUUUGUAAUCUAACAAAUAAUGGAGCUUCAAACUAAUCAAGAAUUUUCACAAAAAGGACACAAAAAGAACGACGAACUGGAAAAAAGACUCAAUUUUUAUUUGGUUCUUUUUAAUUCUACAUUAUUUGCUCAAUCGGCAACAAACUGAAAUCACAUCGACAAUUUUCAUAAAAACAGAAUAACUUUUUUUGUUGCUUUUCUUUUCUUUACAGUCACCAUCUCAAAGUAACUUCACAGACGAACAUGUGGAAUGAUAUAAGACGGGGCAACAGUCGUAAUAUGUUCAAGCCCAGUCAGUAGUAAACAAAUGUAGCUUUUAUGCAAGUUACACAAGUCCCAAACGAGAUCGGAUUCAGCAGCUGGCUGGGAAAAAAAACAUAAUAAAGAAAAAUCAUAUUAUUAAAGAUGGAAGUCACACUAAAUUAAUAAAGAUCAGUUUCCCAGAUAUGCAGAGACCACAAAUCUGAGCGGUGAGGAUCGUAUUUUAUGCUUUUAUUUCCAGGUGGUCUCGAUUUUCAUCAAAACUUUCCAGGAGCCCGCUCCUGUGAGUUGAAUCUAAAACAACGUUACAAAAAAAAGUCGUCCUACAUGAUCCUAAUUUUAUUUUCCAUCUCCAGAAAACUGACUUUAGCCAAAAAUUAUUUCAUUUAUCCAAAAAGAAACUGUGUAAAUUGCAUAAAAUUACAAACGAGAGGACGAAGCAAACCCUUAUCUGAUAAAAUAAAUACAACUCGAAAAUAAAGAAGCUUGUUUUAAUAUCCAGGACACCCUGGACAUUAAACACCGGUUCGUAACUAGAAUAGAACAACAACAACAAAAAAAGGGUAAUUGCACUUUUUAUCUGUCUAACUGCACCGAGCCUGGAGGGAGGUGAACUUUCUGAGAAGCUUCUCGUUACUCCGUCUUAAUCAAACCUGACACACACAACUCCCUCGGCUCAUGACGUCUAUUAAGAUGAUACCAGACUGCAGAUCUCAAAUCAUCACGGGGCGUCUACAUAAAUACAAUAUGCAUCUUCACAAAGAACAAAACAAAGCACUGCUUUUUUAUUGCUUCUGCAGUGCGGGACUUUUUAGGUACAUUGUUGGACUGUCAUUGGUCACAGGCCGUGUAUUAUCUGUGACAGCAAAAAAAAAAAAAAAAAAAAAAAAAAAAACAUAACCAAAAAAGUAAAACGUCUAAUGCUGGGAUGGCUGCGAGGCCUUGCAUUGUUUUGUUUGGACUAAAACAAAAAGCACUUUCGUGAGUUUAAACCCAGAAAUGCCACACCUGCAGAAAUCAACUACACCUGGUCUCAAAUUCAGCUCCACACCAGCAGGUGGAGCUCCAGUCCACUCCUAAUAAAAAAAAAAUCCCGUUUCCAUCACAGGUGGUGGAUGUAUAGAGAAAUGUGGAGAUCUUUUAUUUUGAAAGAGCCACAUGAGGCCAGACAGGACAGAAGAUGGCUGUCUGAUGAUAAAUGUGAUAAAAGACGGAUGUUAACGGUGUGGGAAAGUAUAAAAAAGGCAACAAGAGGGAAUCUGUUACCUCUGCAUUCCAAAGUGAAAUCGGUGUUGAAUUUAAGACAAAAAUAAGAUGAAAUCUAGAUAUUCUGACCAGCAGAUACCAAUUUAAAAAGCCACAAUUAUAAAUCUGCUUGUGAAAGUUUAAUUAGUCCACAUCUGCCUGGUGGAAGCAACAAAGAGCCUGAAAACAGGGAGCCGUCAACUUCUCCAGGCGCACAAAAUUACCCAUCACUAAGCACACUAAAAACUGCACAUGGAAUAUCACACUGUAAAUACUGUGUUGUUCACAAGACAGGAAACAAAAGCAUAACGCUGUAUGUAGACAAAGGCUCGCAUUACCUUCUCAGGACAUGGGAAUUAGUCUCGCAACUUCUGGUUGCUAGUAAAAAAAAUAUUUUUUUCAUUCUUUUAUUUGUGUUUUUGAUCGUUUUUUUUAAAAAAAGGUUACAUUCUCAAAGCCUUCAGAAAGCUUGUGUUGGGCAGGAGUCGUCAUGUGGCCAACAAGUCCAACUCCACCUGCUUCCUUCAGGUUUGCUUCUGUUGUGUGUGCCAUCCAAGGGUAAAUCUGCAGGAGCGUUUGUGUACUUGAGGAAAAGUUUGACUGUGCUCUCCUCAACGAACAGCGUGCAAGAUUCAGGUCGUUCUAUAAAGAAAAACACGAAAAGAGGAGGAAAACUAGAGGAAGGGAGUGGAUGUUUUGUUGUGGAAACAGAAAAAUAAAAGUGCUCGAUUGCAUGUCCGAAGCCGAGUCAGAGUCCGGUUCAGACCGGAGCGGAGAUGGCAGUAUCCGGAAUGCUCCAGAGAGUCGACGCAUGGCGCUACAUUGAUCCAGUUUAGCCCAAAACUCAUGAGGUAAAGAAUAAAAGGGAACUUUUCAAACAAACCCACAAGCAUAGAAGGAAUCAGACCUGUGAAGUCUGUCCGAGUUCUGCUCAUCUGAAGGUGGACACACAGACGUGUACGCUCCAGACCUGGGAAAGAAAAGAUGAUCCAGAGCAGGAGGAGGAAACGUGACAAGUAGAGAGGAGUCGGAGGAGAGUGGCUCAGUCUGGGAUCAGAGGGAGAAGAGAGGGCAUCACAGAGCAUUCCCAGCACCGCUACUCCUCACUGUUGGUCUGUUUGUGUUGGAAAACCAAGAAAAUGGACUUGCUGUCAGACGUGGAGCACCUCCAUACUGUAGUCCUCUGUCUCUGUGUACUGGGAGGAGUUUGUGUCCGACUGGGUGGGGGCCAGCGCCUCCUUGCACUCCAGACUUGGCUCCAUAAGCGGUGGCUUCUCCAGUGCCAGCUUUUUACAUUCAUCCGGCCGGUU